AAUUAAGCCAAAAGUGCGCCAUGGAGGACGAUUUCGAUACGGGGGACAUGUUCAAGGAUCCCGAAGGGUUCUACCCCGAGGAGAAACCCCCUACUUUUAGCGAGCAUCAGAUGCUCUGUGGGAAGACGGUGCGCGUGCGUCUCGUGGGCAGCCACCCGCUUUAUGGCAACCUCCUAUGGAAUGCUGGGCGAACGAGUUCCCACUAUAUCGAGGAACGGACGGACGAGCUGAUCCGCGAUAAGGAUGUUCUCGAGAUUGGUGCCGCCGCGGGUGUGCCCAGCAUUGUGAGCGCUAUUCAAGGUGCUCGCACCGUCGUGAUGACCGACUACUACGACCCAGACCUCGUGUCUAACAUGCAAUAUAAUGCCGACCUGGCCAGCGAGAUGAUUCCUAAGCGCCCCGACUCGCAGGAGAGACUGCAUGUGGAAGGAUACAAAUGGGGCAACUCAGUUGAACCACUACUGGCAUACUUGCCUCCUGCUAACAACGGGGAGCCCUCUGGAUUCGACGUGUUGAUCAUGGCGGAUGUGAUCUACAACUAUCCCGAGCAUGCGAACCUGGUGAAGACUAUGCAGCUGACCUUGAAGAAGACCCCCGAGGCUGUUGCAUUGGUGAUCUUCACACCUUAUGAGCCAUGGCUGCUCCCUCAGACCGAGAAGUUCUUUCCGCGGGCGGAAGAAGGUGGAUUCAGUGUGACCAAGAUAUUCCAAAAGCUGAUGGACCACGUGCUCUUUGAGGACGACCCAGGCGAUGAGACCCUUCGAAAGACAGUUUUCGGAUAUGAGCUUCGUUGGAAGCCAGAAGAAUUGGAAUCUAUAACCGCUUAGAAUACCGCUUGAUACCCUGGCAUUCUUUUGCCUCAAAGAAGCAUAUAUAUAGAGAAAUAGCACGAACAUCAUGUCAUAUAUUUGGUUGUUACCUG
Penicillium subrubescens is the source of this 922-nucleotide messenger RNA. RefSeq names its product putative nicotinamide N-methyltransferase Nnt1 (gene efm7). The transcript has 3 exons. NCBI's taxonomy places the organism in Eukaryota, Fungi, Ascomycota, Eurotiomycetes, Eurotiales, Aspergillaceae. The coding region runs from base 21 to 827 and encodes 268 amino acids. The record is from RefSeq and is a predicted model, not a curated record. Gene Ontology annotation, molecular function: protein-lysine N-methyltransferase activity. Gene Ontology annotation, biological process: peptidyl-lysine dimethylation.